Molecule: messenger RNA, 189 nt
Organism: Kuraishia capsulata CBS 1993
Lineage: Eukaryota; Fungi; Ascomycota; Pichiomycetes; Pichiales; Pichiaceae
Exons: 2
Coding region: 1-189 (62 amino acids)
Biological process (GO): proton motive force-driven mitochondrial ATP synthesis
Cellular component (GO): mitochondrial inner membrane
Molecular function (GO): proton-transporting ATP synthase activity, rotational mechanism
Source: RefSeq, a predicted model, not a curated record
AUGUCAUCUUGGCAAAAGGCUGGAUUCUCUUUCAACAAGUACUUGUCGAUUGCUGCUAGAACUGUGCGCAGAUCCCUUAAGGAGGAUCUGAGAGUCGCCAGUGAGAAAAGAGACUUUGUCGAGGCCAAGGUCCAGGUUCUCGAGAACGGUUCUGUCACCAAGACCACCGAUCUGUCUCUGACCAAAUAA